UACCAAAUGAGCCACACCUGGACGUACACAAAUGUCAUCAUUUGCAAGAUGUUUUUUUUCUUUAACAGUUUGAUAUCGUGGACGGCAGGUAUUCUGUUAGUGGUUGUGGCUAUAAUCAGGUACAGAAAGAUUUGCAAACCUUUUGGAAAACAAAUCAACAACAAAGCAACAAAAAUAAUUUGCGCUUUUGUUGUAGUAUUGUCGAUCGUAUUCAGCGUACCAUUUGCAGUCUUCUAUGGCAUUAUUACUGCACACACUGGGCAUAAGGGCAUCUCUGGCUACAACUGUGGAGUAUCUGACGCGUAUGUCCUCUCACCCUGGCCAAUGAUUUUCCACGGGCUGAUUAUCCUGGUCUUCAUUACCUGUUCUGUGACCCUCUCCACGCUCUACAUUUUGAUUGGUUUAGAGGCCAGACGACGCCGAAUAUCCCCAGGUGUGGUAUCGAUACAAACAAAUAAUCGGCUACAACAUUUUAAUCAAAUUAAAGUAGAAAUCACUCGACCUUCCGACGAGUCACAUAGUGAAUCAGAUGAAGCAGUUGACCAGGAUAUGUCAAGAAUGAAUGACGUAAGUCAUGAUUGCAGCAACCACAGCAUCGAUAUCACAAAUGAAACAGAAACUGAUGUAAGUGAUACUAAUGUAUCUUUUGAAAACAACACAGCCGUUCCAACACUAGUGACCACUGCAGCUGUUCCUGCAAUGACCACUACAUCUGCCGCAACAUUGACCGGUAAUGCAAGCGAAGCAUCAAGUUACAAAAACACUAGAAUCAAGAAAACAAGACAUCAAAAACCUGCAGGCAAAACAACUCGUAUGCUAGUAGCAACCAGCGUCAUCUACAUCAUCAGCAACAUGAGUACCCUUUUCACAAUUUUGAUCUUUGUCGCCUUUAAGUUAACCGGUAAAUUGUCGUUGGUGGAAGUUUCAAUUGUAAACAUUGCUUUUAUUCUAUAUCUAGUCAACAGCUCAGGUAACCCAUUUAUUUACAGUAUUUGUAAUCCAAACUUUAGACGAGAUUGUUUGGCUGUCUUUCGACGUAUAUUUAAAAAAAAACUAAUGUUUUAGUUUUGUCUUAACUCACAUUUUGUAAACAAAUUCUAAGUUGCAUUCAUUGACCAAUGAGGAAAAGAAUAUCAGUAUAUGUAGCAUAUAAAUUUUAUGUUAAAUAUGUAUUUAUUGAUAAAUAUACUAGUUUGGAUAAAAAAAUAUUCUUCGAAAAAUAGUUAUUGCUUGUUGAAGUAGUUAACCAACGAAAAAAAAAAUGUGUUGAUCAUAUGUAAAUUUUCUUUAAUAAGAGUAACCCCAACGUCGCUAUUUCACUUUGAAAUAUAGCAG
Molecule: messenger RNA, 1335 nt
Organism: Physella acuta
Lineage: Eukaryota; Metazoa; Mollusca; Gastropoda; Physidae
Product: muscarinic acetylcholine receptor M2-like
Biological process (GO): G protein-coupled receptor signaling pathway
Cellular component (GO): membrane
Molecular function (GO): G protein-coupled receptor activity
Source: RefSeq, a predicted model, not a curated record